Messenger RNA from Prosopis cineraria, 1407 nucleotides. RefSeq lists its product as uncharacterized. Gene Ontology annotation, cellular component: ribosome. The transcript is spliced from 2 exons. Gene Ontology annotation, molecular function: structural constituent of ribosome. Lineage: Eukaryota; Viridiplantae; Streptophyta; Magnoliopsida; Fabales; Fabaceae. Gene Ontology annotation, biological process: translation. The record is from RefSeq and is a predicted model, not a curated record. Bases 259 to 909 code for a protein of 216 amino acids.
UCCCUAUUGGAAUAAUAAUAACCCUGAUAGGGUAAUCCGCAGAACGCUAAACCCCUUGGAGCUGCUCGCCCGCAAGGGAAAUUUCAUCUGUGCUCUGGUGCUUUCGACGGAGGCAACUCAACGGCCAUCGUCCACGGUGGCUGCCGAUCUCUCCGGCGCGUUCUCCAGGUGUUUGCUUGCUGGAAUAAGAGUUCCCAAUGUAUGCUUUAGUGGUCUGAUUUGACAUUUUGAGACAGAUAACAAUCCUACUAGCUUAGAAUGAGCUUGCUAUUAAGAUUAAGGAGUCAUAUACCCAAUGGGUCAUAUAGACAAUCUCUGGGGUUGACUGUAAUAGGGCUUAAUCUGAGUAAUUUGAAUGUCCCUUCGAGAUAUUUUGGUCAAGCUGCAAGGAAAGAGGAAGAGGAUGUAGAGGAAGUGGAAAUUGACCAAAGAAGGCUCCCAGCUGACUUUGAUCCUGCAACAUUUGAUCCUGCCGAGCAUCAAAGUCCUCCAUCAGAUAGAGUUUUCAGGCUUGUCGAUGAAUUGGCAUCUCUAACACUAGCUGAAUCCGCAGAAUUGGGCCCCAUUCUGAUGAAGAAAAUGGGACUGAAGGAGAUGCCUACUGUGGGAUAUAUGAAACCUGGAGCUGCUGCUAAUUUGGCUGGAAUGGCAAUGAAAGCACCUACUGCAGCCAAAGAGGAGAAGAAGCAAGAGAAGACAGUAUUUGAGUUAAAAUUGGAAUCCUAUGAGCCAGCAUCAAAAAUUAAAAUCAUCAAAGAAGUCAGGGGUUUUACAGCUUUGGGUUUGAAGGAAGCGAAGGAUUUAGUGGAAAAAACACCAUCCAUUAUAAAGAAAGGAGUUUCUAAGGAAGAAGGAGAACAGAUAAUGGAGAAAAUGAAAGCUCUUGGUGCCAAGGUUGUCAUGGAAUGAAGGUAAACCAAUGCACAUUGUCUUCUUGGAGAGCUAUUGAAAUGUGUUUUUCAUUACCCCCACAUUUCCUGAAGUUUUCACAAGGAUGCUAUUAGUUUGACAGAUUUAACCAGUGGCUGCUUCUUUGUUUGUGCUCAUUUAUGAAUUUGAGCUGGAAUUUGAUAGUUCAGCCAUUCGAGAAUAUAAUUCAUUAGAACAAGAUUUCGGAAAGCUCUUUCUAAUGAAAACAUAUCACGUUGACAUUUUUACAUCUCACCAUAACAUUAUUGAUGACUUAUGGAGAUCCUUCAAACACCUCAGAAUUACGCUUUUGAGUUUUAUCCUCUCCAUGACCUUUCUGAUGAAACAUGCAAUUACUCUGACUACUCAUUAAUCAUUAUGUAAUAGAAUAGAUACAGCCCAGUGAUACUACCUUUUAUGGGGUAAAAUAUUGUUUGUUUGGGCACAUAUUGUUUUAUUUGGAUGGUUGGCUGGUUUCAGAUGUGUUUGUGUCUGCCA